Drosophila montana is the source of this 1547-nucleotide messenger RNA. RefSeq lists its product as uncharacterized. The coding region runs from base 214 to 1386 and encodes 390 amino acids. NCBI's taxonomy places the organism in Eukaryota, Metazoa, Arthropoda, Insecta, Diptera, Drosophilidae. The record is from RefSeq and is a predicted model, not a curated record. The transcript has 3 exons.
UCUUAUCGCGAGAAAACAACGAAUCCCAUGCAUACCGAACAGUUCUCAGAGAUUCGGUAACUGAGUGAAUUGUAAAAAUAAAUGUGAUUUUUCGCUCAGUUUAAUCGCGUUGCGCAGCGCUAACACACGGUUAAAUUGUGGCGUGAAAAUCGAAUUUGUUGCUAUUCAAAGAGAAAGAGACCGUGCGUAUACGUAACGGCGCGUAUACGCAAUAUGCUCUUAACGCACGAGGAAUGUGUGCAAAUCUUAAAGAAUCUAUUAAAUGUUGCAAAUGAGCAACUGCAUCUGCUCGAUUUUCAAGUGGAAAGGGAUAACAGUGCCGUUGGUUAUCUGGGCGAUUAUUAUACGCUAAGUUUAAGCUACUGCACUGAGGACAACAAAAGUCCCCAACAGCAACAGCUUUUUGUGAAAGCGCUGCCAGAGAAAAGCGAUGAGCCCGAAAAAGAGGCAAUCUUUCGCAAAGAGGCGUGCCUGUAUGAUACCUUGCUGACUGACAUGCAAAGAUAUUCCAAAAUCAAAUGGAGCGCCAUAUGUUAUUUCACGCGCUCUGAUCUUUUGGUGCUUGAGAAUAUUAAGCACAUUGGCUAUUCUGCAGCUUCGGAGAGACUGCUUAACGCGGAGCAGCUGCAUCAAUUGCUGCGCUCCCUGGCUGCCUUCCAUGCGUCCAGUUUGGUCUACGAGCAGCGCAGAGACAAAAAUAUUGGCCACGAGUUUGGCGAAAGCCUUACUGAGAUAACAAUUGCACCCGAUAUAUCCUGGUACACCACGGGCCUGUCGGCCAUUCUGGCCGUGAUUAAAAGCCUGCCACAAUACCAGACGAGCCAAUAUGUUGGUGGUCUGGACGCCCAGUUGGCCGAGAUUGCCCGGAGAACUUAUGAACAGGUGGCACCCUCCAACAAAUUUAGAAACGUAGUCUGCCAUCGAGAUCUAUGGGCGGGCAACAUUUUCUUUCCUGCUGAUUCCACAAAUGCGGGCUUGCUUAUUGAUUUUCAGACCUGCCGCUAUUCACCACCAGCCGUCGAUUUGAGUUUCAGUAUCUAUUUGAAUCUAACAACCAUGGAGCGACGGCGUCUGGAGGCCAAUUGCAUUGAUUUAUAUUACAAUUGUCUGCAGCAGAACUUAGAGGACUUUGGCUUGCUGUCGUCUGAAAUAAUAUCCAAAACGGAACUGCUGCAGUCCUACGAAGAGUUCCGCCUCCUUGCGGUUGUCUACAGCGCAGCUGUUGCCACAGUUGUGAAGGUGCCACCCGCAUUCGUUACCAACGAGUUCAAAUAUGUGGAUCGCAGUGAAAUUAUAUUGGAUUAUAUGCGGGAGAACGCAGAGUUCAGAGCCUCCAUGGAAGAGUGUUGCGUGGAAGUCAUGGAAAUCGCUUCGGCUAAUUUAUAGAACUCUUUUGAACUCUCUCUACUCUUACCGGCACCGAUAAGAUUGAAUUCCCUGGUCUAUUCACCUGUGAGCUGUGAGAGCGAUAAGCUGCGAAAAAAAAACUACAGAAAACAAAACAAACAAACAACUCACCGAGCCGUAAAUACACUAAAUCAACGAAG